AUUUCCAAGGCGCAGGGAUCGAGAACAUUGAACAUGCCAACGACAAAACGUGGGCGCGUGGGUGGGCAGCGCCUCUCCGAAAAUACAUGCAACAGGCCCAGGAACUCAGGGGCCUGCCAAGACCAUCUCCAGAUGGCACAGAUAUACGGCACAAACUCCCUUCAGCCAAUCACCAACAUUCCCGAAGCACAAUGUUGGUGGCGUCCCUGCAUUCAAUCCGCGCUCCGUGAAUCCAACUGCAAGACCUGCAACAACAAUUAUCAGUACAGCUUACAAGCCACAUAGGUAGCCACAUAGGUUUGGACUGGUUGAAGAGUUCCGGAAAUAGGAAGAUGGUCGAUUCACUGCUGACUUGGAGCUCCAACAUCCAACAUGCUACGGAUGGCACAGCGAUGUGUGCUCUCACGUCCUAAGACAUGGCCCAAGGCCACAGACCUUAAGACGACCACUUGGUCCUCCACAAAGCAGCCGAACUUUGUCCAUCUGAAAGAACAUCAGUGUCGCUCUAAGUCGGCUUAGUACAACACCAUUGGACCCCACACCCAUCCGCUGAGACAGCACCAUCUACCUCGCCAGUGACACUGAUCAUGGGUGUACAGGAGCAGGCAAAGGGGGUGAUAAAGCCAGGAGGUUGCCUUCCGGUUCCACAUGACGACCUGUUACACUUCAGUCGCUGUCUCAAGUACGAUGAGAGAGAGAAAUACGUCCAAAAUGCCCCCGAACACCUCCGCAGCCAGGUGGGGCAUUUGCUGUCCCGGGUUGAGCAUGUCAGGUCCGAGAUCGACGCCCGGCCCGAUGGAGAGUUCUGGACUUCCAGGUUAGCCGACCACAUAUCCGACUUCAGAUCAAAGCCCCAGCCAAAGAAGACGGAGCGGUCGCCGCUAGCCGCUACUCUUUCCCGACUACACAUCGCUAGCCGGACCAACCUCAGCCGAACAAGUCGUCUUGACGUUCCAGAAAUCCGCCUUGGUGGCAAGACUUUAUCGACACCCAAUAUCGCCGAGGUCCUUUCAGCCAACCCAUCCCCAACAUUUCAGGACAUCAAGGACCACCCAUACAAAGGCCUCCAGGCCGGUGCUGUCUACUACAAAGAUGGUAAUCCCUACACUCAUCCCAAGCUGGAAGGCAGUUUCCCAAACCAAACAACCCCGUUGGACGAUUUACUCUCAAACAAGGGUGAUAAGAGCUUGCUCAAAGAAUCUUGUGAAGAAGGCAUGUUGAGAUGGUUUCACAUUCCGUCCAAUAACAUGGCCUGGGUAGAAGAAGCGAUAGCCCGCCAUUACAAUGAAGAACGCCCACCAAGAGAGGACCUGUUUGGGAAGCCAAAGGUCAAGUCCAAGACACAUGAGAUUCUUCGACGGGUCGGAUGGCGAGGUCACUCUCGGGAGGGCGUUGAUCCUAACAGCCCACCCCACACCCGCCAACUGAACCCCGGUUGUGAGGUGAUCAAAAGCGGUCACGAAAACAACCCUAACGCCAUGUGCCUCUUUGCCCCUUACCUCCACUGGGAGACAGCAUUGGGAUUGGAAAGACAAAACAAGUCCAUCGAGAGAACCACCAGAUCUGCAAUUUUACAACAUGCGUCAGGCAUGCAAGUCCAGGAUCGGGUUGAAGAUACCUUUCACCAAGAGCUUCAGGUCCACCAAGUCAACAAUACUUCCCUCUCUUCCCUUGCCCGCGAGGCCAUCGUCUCAUCCACGAACCACUUUCGUUCCAUGACGAUGCGGGCUACUACUAGACGAGGUGUUGUUGGAAGGAUCUUGUUUUGUGCCGCCAGAAUCGCAAAGCUGAUGGUGUCUUAUGAGGAUGAUGAACUCGUCAGCAAGUACCUUUAUGCUAAUCCCCCGUUGCAUCCCCGACGGACAUUGCAUCAGUCUCUAAAUGAGUAUUCCAACUUUCUGAGGGAUACUGAACGCUUGGACAAGGAUCAGAUUGUGUACAGGGCAACAGCUGGGCUCAAAGACCCGACUCGCCAGCAGUGCAGCAAGUUUUGCCAGUGCUCUGACUGUACGAGUGCACGGGCAACUGUGCCUCGCUUUUUGAUGGUGGACCAGCUGUGGGUAUUUGUCUUGGAUGAGAAUACUGUCAUCACAAGCUUUCCACAACGCUGGGGAUCUUACUUCACAAGCGAUCCGUCAGGAAUCCACUCUCGAGUAAUAAAGCAGCUUGAAAGAGAGCGAGACGGGGUCAGCAGUUCAUAUGAUCUGGUUCUCAAGAUCUUCAACGUCUGCAGCAGGGUGUUUUACGAGAAUAUCAAGUUUGCGGACAGACAGCCCAUGCUCAAUUACAUCUUUUCCGAUUCGAUCAACUUUGUGACCACAAGAGAAUUGGCCGCCCGUCAAGAGCUCUCCCAGCUUGCUCAGACGAUCCUAGCAGCUUACCGUUCCCCUGACAAGACUCAAAUCGCCGAAGCCCACAAGGCAGUCAUGAACAUCAACCCCGAGGCCGGCCUCCUUCGGCAAGUAGACAACAUUCUCAGCGACCUGAGCAUCAUCCGCCAGAUCAAGAUCGUCCAGCAAGAAGUCCUCAAGCAGUACCACGUCAACGUUGCCCGGGUCCUAGUUCCCAACUAUGCCCUCCGUGCCGGUUUCGAGCCGCAUACACCCGGUCUCAAGGAGGUAAAGCGCAUGCAAGAAAGCCUCCGUGACGACCAAGAUGUCUCGGAAGAGACCAAGUCAGCGGCAAGCUGGACGCUCUCCUGUGCCGAUGACUCGGAGAUGUUCCUCGCGGACCAGUACAGGCAGAUUGACCGUUUGUACAGAGCAGCGGAACACUGCCAAAGGAGACUGGAGGAGCUGCUAGAGACGAAAAACAAGUACGCCGGUAUUGUCGGGGCGUGGGAAGCGGUAGCCAACAGCAUCGAGCAAAGCAACCAGGGCAAGUCUAUCAUGCUGUUCUCAGUACUGAGUAUUAUUUUCCUCCCCCUCUCUUUCAUUACCAGCAUCUUCGGCAUGAAUAUCCAAGACUACCGCAUCGGUCUCGGCACCCUCGCACAGGAACUCUACUAUGUUUUCGGGGUCUCAAUAAUCGUAAUCUUCAUCUCCCUCCUCCUCGCCUUUGACAAGUUCUCCCUCGCACUCCUCCUCUACUGCAUCAAGGUUCCCACCAAGUGGGUCAUGACUCGGAUUGCGCUCCUCCAACCGGCCUCGUUUGGCACCAGGACGAGAAAUUACCGCAAGCUCAACGAGAAGCGGGUGAGGAAGAUCCAGCAGAUGGAAGAGGAGAUCCAGCGGGCGAGGCUGGUGAGGGAUACCAAGGAGUUUUGGCGGACGAUCGAGGCGGAGCAGGCGAGGAGGCGGGCUGGGUUGGGGCCACAGGGGGGAAAGAGGGUGGAUAGUGACAAGUUUGUUGUUUAAGUGUGGAAAAAAGCUGUAUCAUGGUGUAUACGUGAUGUUUUAACACCGGAAUCUGGACAUAAUUCGCCACGUGA
Molecule: messenger RNA, 3430 nt
Organism: Podospora pseudocomata
Lineage: Eukaryota; Fungi; Ascomycota; Sordariomycetes; Sordariales; Podosporaceae
Exons: 7
Coding region: 588-3356 (922 amino acids)
Biological process (GO): metal ion transport; transmembrane transport
Cellular component (GO): membrane
Molecular function (GO): metal ion transmembrane transporter activity
Source: RefSeq, a predicted model, not a curated record